Molecule: messenger RNA, 2208 nt
Organism: Cyprinodon tularosa
Lineage: Eukaryota; Metazoa; Chordata; Actinopteri; Cyprinodontiformes; Cyprinodontidae
Gene: syt5b
Product: synaptotagmin Vb
Exons: 9
Coding region: 196-1470 (424 amino acids)
Biological process (GO): cellular response to calcium ion; synaptic vesicle endocytosis; regulation of dopamine secretion
Cellular component (GO): axon; synaptic vesicle membrane; dense core granule
Molecular function (GO): syntaxin binding; calcium ion binding; phosphatidylserine binding
Source: RefSeq, a predicted model, not a curated record
GUGAUUUGUCGGUACUUUGAUGGAAUGGGUUUCAGGAAGCUUGCCAGCCAGGGACAGCAAUAGGAGAGGUCUGAUUGGAGUAUGAGGGCUCCGACGAGCCAAAGUGGAUGUGAAAAGGAAAACAUCUAAAACUAAAAGUCUUUCCAAAUCUGUUCUCCACAUAGAGAUAAAUCAGGGAAGCCAUCAGCAGCUGAGAUGAGGCUGGUCAGUGGCGGGCUCCGGGCCCGAAGGGCCGCUGAGCCGUCCGAACCAGAAUCUGAGGAAACAACGGAGCCGUCCCAUCAUGAGCACGUUCAUCCAGAACACCAUCAUGAACACAUGCAUCCAGAACAUCAUCCAGGACAUGACUACAACCACAUGAAGGAGAAGUUCAUGAAUGAGCUCCAUCACCUACCAAUUCCUAUGUGGGCAGUGGGAGCCAUUGUUGUGCUGGUCCUGGCUUUAGUGGCGUGCUUCAUUUUCUGUGUUUUCAAAAAAUGCUUUGCAAAGAAGAAAAAGCCGAAGAAAGUGAGGGAGAGGAAGGCUGGGGGUCGCCGCAGAAAGGAGAAGGAUGGUGAUGGAGAGUCAGGAGAAAAGGAAGGAGAUGGGAAAAAGGAUGGAGAAGAGGAAGAGAAAGAACAGGAGAAGUUGGGCAAGUUGGAGUUCUCCUUGGAUUACAAUUUCACAGAUUGUCAGCUCAUAGUGGGCAUCCUUCAGGCUCAGGACCUUGCUGCAAUGGACAUGGGGGGGACUUCAGACCCCUAUGUCAAAGUUUUUCUGCUUCCUGACAAAAAGAAGAAAUAUGAGACCAAAGUUCAGCGUAAAAACCUGAGCCCUGUUUUCAACGAGACUUUUAUUUUCAAGAUCCCGUACGCGGAGUUGGGCGGAAAAAUUUUGAUUCUGCAGGUUUUCGACUUUGAUCGUUUCUCCAAACACGACAUGAUCGGUGAAAUAAAGAUUCCCAUGAGCAGCGUUGAUCUGGGCCAGCCCAUGCAACAAUGGAGGGACUUAGAAAGCGGGGAGAAGGAAGAGGAAAAAUUGGGAGACAUAUGCAUUUCUUUGCGCUAUGUACCCACUGCUGGAAAACUGACCGUAAACAUCAUGGAGGCAAAAAAUCUCAAGAAAAUGGAUGUUGGUGGUUUAUCAGAUCCUUAUGUGAAGAUCGUCCUGCAACAAAAUGGGAAGCGGAUAAAGAAAAAGAAAACAACAGUAAAGAAAAACACCCUCAAUCCCUACUUUAAUGAAAGCUUCAGCUUUGAAGUCCCCUUUGAACAAAUACAGAAAGUGCAGGUUGUCAUCACAGUGUACGACUAUGACAAACUGGGAAGCAAUGACCCCAUAGGGAAGACCUUUAUGGGCUAUGGAGCUACAGGUGUCGGCUUGCGCCACUGGUCGGACAUGCUUGCCAAUCCUCGACGUCCCGUAGCCCAGUGGCACACCCUCAUGCCUGAAGAAGAGGUGGACGCAGCACUUAAAGCUAAACCUCGUUAAAAGCAGGACCUGAUCCAGCACUGAGUCCAUCUGGGAGGCUUGGGGGGUUUUAAAGUAGUUUUUGUUCAGUUUUUCAUGUUUUCUUUCACGGCCCUAUGAAUAAAGGCACCGUCAUUUCUCAGAUAACCCGUCUCCUCAGGGUAGAACUUGAUUGGACGUGAGCUUUUCCUCUUAGGGACUUUUGGACCCAAGUCAUUGCUGAACCCCUUUUUUGUUUGUUUGUAACUUGUCUUUACUUUGUAUUUCUAUGUGCCUGUGUACAAUACAGAUCAUGUUGGUUUGGCUUUCUAUGUUUCCUUUAAAUUUUAAAAUACAGUAUUAAUCUGAGUUUCAAUAUUUGGAAAACCUACUUAGAAAUAAUAUUCAGAAUCUGUGAAACUCUUUAUAUAUAUUAAAAUAUUUGCUAAUUCUUGUGCUUUUCUGUAAUAAAUUCCUUCUCUAUCAAAAUAAAGAAGUUUUGACAGUUUUACAAAAUCACUUCUUCCCUUUUAGAUAGAUCAGCACCAGUCCAAGGUAUAAGCAAACUUAGAAAAUGCUGAUGAAAAACAUUAUUACCAUCGAGCAAGUGGAGAGAUGUGCAAUUUGUAAAAGGAAAGCAACUAAGAAAAUCCUUUACACUGUAACUUGAGGGUUUGGUAAGACGGAGUCAAUGGUUAGAGCUGUUUAAUCACAUAUGCUUGUGUCUGAACUUUUCAUGUACAAUUUAAGUGUUUGCAAAUAAAAGUACACACAACAGUC